AUGGCUCUGGCAAAGGUUCCUGGGACCUGCCUGCUCACCGUUCGUGUCCUACAGGCCCAUGGCCUGCCCUCGAAGGACUUAGUGACCCCCUCUGACUGCUACGUAAGCCUUUGGCUGCCCACAGCCUCUAGCCACAGGCUCCAGACUCGCACAGUCAAGAACUGCAGAAAUCCCAUCUGGAAUCAGAGCUUUCGCUUUCGAAUCCAUAGCCAGCUCAAGAAUGUCUUACAGCUGCAAGUCUUUGACCAGGACCUUCUGACCAGUGAUGACCCCAUGUUGUCAGUGCUGUUUGACGUGGGGACUUUGCAGGCUGGGGAGUUCCGCCGAGAGAGCUUCUCACUGAACCCUCAGGGCGAGGAGCGGCUAGAAGUUGAAUUUCGGCUGCAGAGACUGACAGACUGUGCCGAGCAGCUUGUCAGCAAUGGCAUCCUGGUGGCCCGGGAGCUCUCCUGCUUGCACGUUCGACUGGAGGAGACAGGGAACCAGAAACAGUCAGAGGGCAGAGUUCAACUUGUGGUUCCUGGGUCCUGUGAGGGUUCACAGGAUGCCUCCGUGGGUGCCGGCUCCUUCUGCUUCCAUUGCCCAGCCUGCUGGGAGCAGGAGCUGGGUAUUCUUCUGCAGGAUGCCCCUCGCGAGCAACUGAAGGUGCCCCUCAGGGCCUUGCCCUCUGGCCAAGUGGUGAGGCUUGUCUUCCCUACAUCCCAGGAGCCCCUGAUGAGGGUGGAGCUGAGGAAAGAAGAAAGACCGAGGGAGCUGGCCGUGCGUCUAGGCUGCGGACCGUGUGCCGAGGAGCAGGCCUUCCUGAGCCGGAGGAAGCGGGUGGUGGCCAGAGCCCUGAAGCAGGUCCUGCAGCUGGGUGAAGACCUGCAGGAGGAUGAGAUUCCAGUGGUAGCAGUUAUGGCCACUGGCGGUGGGAUCCGGGCGAUGGUUUCCCUCUAUGGACAGCUGGCUGGACUGAGGGAGCUGGGUCUCUUGGAUUGCAUCUCCUAUAUCACAGGGGCCUCAGGCUCCACCUGGGCUUUGGCCAACCUCUACGAGGACCCGGAAUGGUCUCAGAAGGACCUGGCAGGGCCGACCGAGUCACUGAAGACACAGGUGACCAAGAGCAAGUUGGGUGUACUCUCUCCCAGCCAGCUGCAGCGGUACCACCGGGAGCUGGGGGAGCGUGCCCGCCUGGGCCACCCGGCCUGCUUCACCAACCUGUGGGCCCUCAUCUGCGAGGCACUGCUGCACGAUGAGCCCCAUAACCACACACUCUCAGACCAGCGAGAGGCCCUGAGUCACGGCCAGAACCCUCUGCCCAUCUACUGUGCCCUUAACACCAAGGAGAAGAAGCUGAGCACCUUUGAAUUUGGAGAGUGGUGUGAGUUCUCCCCCUAUGAGGUUGGCUUUCCCAAGUAUGGUGCCUUCAUCCCCUCUGAGCUCUUCGGCUCUGAGUUCUUCAUGGGGCGCCUGACCAAGCGGCUUCCUGAGUCCCGAAUCUGCUUCCUCGAAGGUAUCUGGAGCAACCUAUAUGCAGCCAACCUCCAGGAUAGUUUAUACUGGGCCUCAGACCCCAGUCAGUUCUGGGACCGCUGGGCACAGGAUCAGGCCAACCUGGACAAGGAGCAGGUCCCUCUUCUAAAGAUAGAAGAGCCUCCCACUGGGACUGGCAGGAUUGUUGAGUUUUUCACUGACCUUCUGACGCGGCGCCCACUGGCCCAGGCCACCCACAAUUUCCUGCAUGGCCUCCAUUUCCACAAGGACUACUUCCAACAUCCUUACUUCUCUACCUGGAAAGCCACCAAACUGGAUGGGCUCCCCAACCAGCUGACACCUGCAGAGCCCCACCUUUGCCUGCUGGAUGUUGGCUACCUUAUCAACACCAGCUUCCCGCCCCUACUGCGGCCCACACGGGACGUGGACCUCAUCCUGUCGCUGGAUUACAACCUCCAAGGAGCCUUUCAGCAACUGCAGCUCCUGGGCCGGUGGUGCCAGGAGCAGGGCAUCCCGUUCCCACCCAUCUCACCCAGCGUUGGAGAGCAGCAGCAGCCAGGAGAGUGCCACUCGUUUUUGGACCCAGACUGCCCCGAGGCCCCAGCUGUGCUGCACUUCCCUCUAGUGGAUGACUCCUUCCAGGAGUACUCGGCCCCUGGCAUCCGGCGCACACCAGAGGAAAAGGCGGCGGGGGAGGUGAACCUAUCUUCCUCCGACUCCCCCUACCACUACUCCAAGGUGACCUACAGCCCAGAGGACAUGGACAAGCUGCUGCGCCUGACCCACUACAACAUCUGCAACAACCGGGAGCAGCUGCUAGAGGCCCUGCGUGCGGCUGUGCAGCGGAGGCGGGAGCGCAGGCAGCGCCACCCCCAGUGA
This is a messenger RNA of Canis lupus familiaris (dog), 2355 nucleotides long. It is a transcript of the gene PLA2G4B, whose product is annotated as phospholipase A2, group IVB (cytosolic). Lineage: Eukaryota; Metazoa; Chordata; Mammalia; Carnivora; Canidae. Gene Ontology annotation, biological process: glycerophospholipid catabolic process. Gene Ontology annotation, molecular function: calcium-dependent phospholipid binding; calcium ion binding. The record is from RefSeq and is marked validated. Gene Ontology annotation, cellular component: cytosol.